Molecule: messenger RNA, 1893 nt
Organism: Neocloeon triangulifer
Lineage: Eukaryota; Metazoa; Arthropoda; Insecta; Ephemeroptera; Baetidae
Gene: Spt-I
Product: serine palmitoyltransferase 1
Exons: 9
Coding region: 160-1599 (479 amino acids)
Biological process (GO): ceramide biosynthetic process; sphingosine biosynthetic process
Cellular component (GO): endoplasmic reticulum
Molecular function (GO): pyridoxal phosphate binding; serine C-palmitoyltransferase activity
Source: RefSeq, a predicted model, not a curated record
GCGUGUCCAUCCGGUGGCUGCGGCCGGCAUGCACUCGUCGGUGUAAAUUCCGCAAUUUUGCUUAUCUCUGGCCGCCUGAGCUGACUCACAUAGCCGUCGUAAUCACCAAAGAUUUAAUCAGGUGCCUCAUCUCACGCGAUCCAACGGGUCACCGUCGCAAUGGUGCCCCUGGACAUGUUCCACGGCCUCUUCGAAUCCAUCAAAGCGCUGCAACAUGCACCUGUUUAUCACUUGGUGUUCGAGGCGGGUCUCAUCGUGUGGCUUAUGUGGCUGCUCUUCAUGAAGAGCUACAGUCUGACUGACAAACAAAAACUGACCAAAAAGGAAGAGCAAGAACUCAUCGAUGAGUGGAUGCCAGAGCCGCUUGUCCCAGUUACGCCUGUUUCCAGCAGGGCACUCCACCCUAGGAUCGUCUCCAGCAAAGUUGGAAAGUACAUUCAGCUUGGAGACAGACAGUGUUUGAAUUUAGCCACGCACAAUUAUCUCGGCCUUAUUGAAAAUCCAAAAAUUGAGGAAGCUGCUCUCAAGUGUCUCUCUCACUACGGUGUUGGUUCUUGUGGUCCUAGAGGGUUUUAUGGCACUACUGAGGUUCAUCUGGACCUGGAAGACAAACUUGCCGAGUACAUGGGGUGUGAAGAAGCCGUUGUUUAUUCCUACGGAUUUUCAACCAUUGCUAGUGCGAUUCCUGCUUAUUCAAAGCGCUCAGAUGUCAUUUUUGUCGACGAAAUGGUGAAUUUUGCCAUUCAAAAGGGUCUGGAUGCAUCGCGCAGUAGAAUUUUCUUUUUCAAGCACAAUGACGUGGAAGAUUUGGAACGGAUCUUGAUGGAGCAGGCUGAUUUGGACAGAAAGAAUCCAAAAAGAGCCAAGAGGACUAGGCGCUUUUUGGUCGCCGAAGGAAUUUACAUGAAUACUGGAGAAAUGGCCCCUCUGCCUAGGUUGCUGGAACUGAGAGAAAAAUACAAACUUCGUUUCUUCCUGGACGAAUCUGUUUCAUUUGGCACUAUUGGCAAAAAUGGUCACGGUAUCACCGAGUACUACAACAUUGACCCUGCUGAGCUGGACAUGAUUUCCGGAAGUCUUGAGUAUGCAGUUGGGUCCAUUGGUGGCUUUUGUGUCGGUUCUCAUUUCAUCAUUGAACACCAGCGCCUUUCUGGACUUGGGUACUGUUUUUCGGCCUCGGCACCUCCGCUCAUGAUGGCAGCAGCGAUCACCUCCUUGGACAUCAUGAAAAAAGAUCCUUCGAUAUUCCAGACACUGAAAAGCAACUGCAUAUUCAUGCACGAAAAACUGAACAGCCUGUUAAUAUCAGAGCUUCGAGUCUUCGCCCAUCCAGAAUCAGUUGUGAAACACAUCCGACUUGCAAUUCCAUCAGGAGACAAAACCAAAGACGAGGAAAUCUUGAAUGAUAUCGUGAUGCAGUGUGAGGAGGCUAAUCUAGCUUUGACCACUGCUGCCUAUUUGACUGAUCAAGAAAAGAAACUGCCCGAACCAAGCAUUCGCAUCACCGUGAACGCCUUACUCACUAAAAUAGAAAUGGAAUCUGCCAUCAAGACAAUCAAUAAGGCCGCAGCGGCUGUUCUCAGCAGCAAAUGUUCAUGAUUGUGUGCUUAAUUGAGCUAAGACUAUGUGCUGAAGUGCUCUUUUUCCCUUUUUAAAUUUAAUUUAGCCGAGCCAGUCGUACCAUUUUAAAUCUAUCAAACCUCCAUGUAUUUAUAUGCAUUUUUCUUUUUAAAUUUAAUGCACAUUAUGAUUAAUGCAUUCUUGUUGCAAUAUUUUUUUAAGUAUUCAAUAACUUUAUUAUUAUUGCAACUUCAUUGUGUGUUUCAAGCACAGCUGAAUUUUAAUAAAGGCCAAUAAUAUAAAGCGUGAAUGAAAAAAAAUCUGUUUUGAUUU